Messenger RNA from Amphibalanus amphitrite, 1016 nucleotides. RefSeq names its product DCC-interacting protein 13-alpha-like. The record is from RefSeq and is a predicted model, not a curated record. NCBI's taxonomy places the organism in Eukaryota, Metazoa, Arthropoda, Thecostraca, Balanomorpha, Balanidae. Gene Ontology annotation, molecular function: protein binding. The transcript has 8 exons. Gene Ontology annotation, biological process: signaling. The annotation marks the transcript as partial. Gene Ontology annotation, cellular component: endosome membrane; cytoplasm.
AUGCGGAACGUCCAGACCCGCCUUCUGGUGGGGGUGUUCGAACAGGACACCAAGGACCUGGUCAAGUACAUGAAGGGCCUGUGGAAGUGCUGCCAGCGUCUGAUCGUGGCCCAGCAGGAGGUGACCGUGUCCAUCCGGUCGCUGGCCAACCACCUCAGGUCGUACCCGCAGCAGAGCCCCCUGGAGUCGAACUGUGAUACGGCACCGACACUGCGAGAGUUCGCCCAGAACAUAGAGGAGAUCGGCUCUUGGCACCACGGCCUGUGCACCCAGCUGGCGGAGAGUGUGGCCGCCCCGGUACACCGCUACAUCGACAAGGAGCUGCAGGAGGUCUUCACCGUCGGACAGAUGUACCAGACUGUGACUGAGGACCUGGACCGCACGCUGAGCCGGUACGCGCGCGCCUCCAAGAAGGCCAAGCCGGACCUGGAGACGGAGCGUCUGGAGGCCGCCUCGGAGGUGUACACCAGCAGGAAGAAGUUCCACCAGAUGUCCCUCCUCUACUACAACAAGAUGAACCUGCUGCAGUACAGCCGGCGCAUGGCGCUCGUGGACCCGCUGCUGGGAUUCCUACAGGCCUACAGAUCGUUCUUCAGCAUGGGGAACGGCUCGCUGAACGUGCCGGAGAUGGAGACGUUCCUCAGCACCGUCACGGCUGCGUCAGCGGCCACCCAGUCUGAGCUCAUGUCUGAGAUGGCCGAGUCGGCUGACCUGAUGGACGCCAUCAUCACGCAGUCGGAGGGACAGUACAGCGUGGAGCCCGACCAGGACGGCUCGCCCCGCGACGGGGAGCCGCCGGCGCACAUCGCAGACUACCUCUUCUACAAGACCCGCUACAUGGGCGUCAUGUCUCAGUGGGAGCGUGUGUUCGUGUUCACCGAGGGCGGUAACCUGCUCAUGUGCCGGCGCGGCGAGGCGGCCGGCUGUCUGCUGGCUGAGCUGGACCACUCGACACUCUGCCAGCCGCUGCCCAACGAGGACCGAGGAUCCGUGUUCCAGAUAUCCACCAGCAAAAA